AUAGGGUUAACUCCUGGCACCCAGCGUUCAUCCAAUCAGAUUAACUCUGGCGGCUGCAUCCGGAACCACUUGAAUGAACCAGAGCAUCACUCACUGCAAGACGUUUUUCUGAUAGUGAGCAGUUCAGCAUGGGACGCAGAAAGUCGAAGAGGAAGCCGCCACCCAAGAAGAAGCUGACUGGGAACCUGGACACCCAGUUCACCUGCCCCUUCUGUAACCACGAGAAGUCCUGCGAUGUCAAAAUGGAACGGACUCGAAAUACGGGAAUCAUAUCAUGCACAGUCUGCUUGGAGGAGUUCCAGACCCCUAUUACUUACCUUUCGGAAGCAGUGGACGUGUACAGCGAUUGGAUCGAUGCUUGUGAAGCAGCCAAUCAGUAGCAGUGGUUUCCAGUGACACCUUGCAAACAUUCCACUUGACUCAUUUGUUGACCAAGCAACCAUGGUUCCUUUUAUAUCACUUGUUUAGUUGUAUCUUUUUUAGCUUUGAGAAGCUCCAAACAUUUAUCUGGCAGGGUGAGUGGUCGGGCUAACCGUCUAAAGGGAUCAUGUUAUGUUUAUAUCACACAAUGUGGACCUUGCAACAUCCUUACCUUUGUAUCCUGUCCAUUUGGGUCAAGUCAUCUGUGUAGUUUUUCCUUAUCGAUCCAGGGGUGAAACAAUUGUGUUCAUUACUCAGUGAGUAGGAGGUAUUUGGGUUUCAUGUUGUACGAGGUAUACAAAUGCUAACACUCUCCGAACUACUUUGAUGUCAUUUGUUUUAUCCCUAUGGCCCAUUCCGUUAUAUCUUUAGCAUAGAUUAGUGCUUCGUAUUUUUACUCCAUCAAGUGUUAUUCUGAAUUUUAUUUUGUACUUUUAUGUUGUGUUAAUUUUGCCUGUAUGGAAGAUUACAAUCAUGCCAUUUGUAUGAGAAACGUAACUCUGAGAAUAAAAUUUGGAGGCUAAACUUUGAA
Messenger RNA from Gadus macrocephalus (Pacific cod), 952 nucleotides. It is a transcript of the gene elof1, whose product is annotated as elongation factor 1. The record is from RefSeq and is a predicted model, not a curated record. Gene Ontology annotation, molecular function: RNA polymerase II complex binding. Gene Ontology annotation, cellular component: transcription elongation factor complex. The transcript is spliced from 4 exons. Lineage: Eukaryota; Metazoa; Chordata; Actinopteri; Gadiformes; Gadidae. Gene Ontology annotation, biological process: transcription elongation by RNA polymerase II. Bases 129 to 380 code for a protein of 83 amino acids.